Molecule: messenger RNA, 1840 nt
Organism: Calliphora vicina (urban bluebottle blowfly)
Lineage: Eukaryota; Metazoa; Arthropoda; Insecta; Diptera; Calliphoridae
Exons: 4
Coding region: 524-1285 (253 amino acids)
Source: RefSeq, a predicted model, not a curated record
UAUUAGUUCAUCUUAUAACAAAGAACGGUGAGACAAGUGCAGUUGUUUUUCGUGCAAUCCAAAAUUCCUCAAUAUUAAAGAAAUUCUUCGAAUUGGUCCAUUAAAUUUCUAAAUUAUAAAUCGUAUGAGGUGAUCCGGAUGAGGAUGAUGCCAGUUUCCCUAAAAUUUAUACGUAAAGAAACAGUUAAACAAAGAAAAAAACUGUCCAUCGUUUGACCAUUGAAAAAACAUCGAGUGCGGAGUAGAGAAAGGUCAAAAGAAACAAAGAGGAAAAAGAUUAACCAGAAGCAGUAGUUAAAUAGAUUAAAUGAAGAUAAACCUAACCAUUAAUUAGAUCAUACACCCACUGCCAUUACUUUAAUGAUUAGCGUACGUUAUUAGACUAAAUUAACAUAAAUUAAUUUUCACUAUCACCAAACGAUUUAAAAACAAUUUACAAGAAACAAAAAUAUAUAAAAUAAAAUAACUUUUUGAAUAUAUUUUUGUAAACGUGAAAGAAAGGCGUAAAAAACGUAAAUACAUUAUGUCCAACCAUUAUCACAAUCAUAAUUCCUAUAAUUCGGGUGGUAACAGUAGUGGGUCCAAUCAACUCUAUACUAAUGGCGAUGGUAAACAUGAUUACAAUCACCACCAAGGAGUGGUUAGGUUGACAAAUGGUUACGCUGUUAAGCCAUUGGAUAAUGUGGCCGUACCCGAUAUGUGUUUGUUUUGUUUUGAAGUUUUAGAUUGUGAGCUCAACAAUAUGGAGGGACCAGGUACUCCACCAUUCACUAAUGAAGCUUUCCCUUUAUUUGUUACCUGGAAGACGGGACGUGAUAAACGUUUACGCGGUUGUAUUGGAACAUUUAGUGCUAUGCAUCUUCAUUCGGGUUUGCGCGAAUAUGCCUUAACUAGCGCUUUGAAAGAUUCACGAUUUGCUCCGAUCUCACGUGAUGAACUACCAAAAUUGACAGUUUCUGUAUCUAUUUUGCAAAAUUUUGAGGAGGCCAAUGGUCAUUUGGAUUGGACUUUAGGUGUACAUGGCAUACGCAUUGAAUUCAUCAAUGAAAGAGGUUGUAAAAGGACUGCUACUUAUUUACCGCAAGUAGCUACAGAACAAGGAUGGGAUCAGAUACAAACGAUAGAUUCUCUUUUAAGAAAAGGUGGAUACCGUGCUGUCAUUACACCAGAGACACGUAAAGCUAUUAAAUUAACCCGCUACCGUUCUCAGGAAAUUCAGAUGAACUAUAAAGAGUACCGUGAAGUUUUAGAACGUCGCGGCCAAUACUGUAAAGUGCAAUGCUAACAAAUAGCGUUUAAUCGUUUCAAACAACCAGAAAAUAAACGCCAAGAGAAAACGUUUCAAUUUAGUUUAAAUUUUUAACAAAUUCUCUUGCUUUACAAUUAUAAUAAAUAUUAAAACAAAAGAAGUACACAUCAAAACAAUAUAAUACAAAAAUUAAUUUUAGAAUUAAUCUAUAUACAUACAUUAAUAUAUAUAUAUGAAAAUAUCACAAGAAAAAUAGCUAAACAAUUGUGUUUUCCAAAUUCCAAACAAAAAAAAAAUAAUAAUGAUUAUUUAUCUUCUAUCUAUAACUGCAAUUAAAAGAGAAAAAAAAAACAAAUUAGCAAGAAUGUUAAGCAUAGAUUUCUUUUAUUUAAAAAUACUAAUUUUACUCUGUUUUAUUCUUUAGUUAUUUGAAAAUAUAAUCAUUCUUCUUUUUAAGGUACAUAUUCAAUUUGUGUGUAUUAAAAUUUAAUAAAAAAAAGAGAAUGUGUAGUUAUAUAUAAAUAUUUUAAUGGUUCUUAUAAAAUUUGGUUUUGAUGAAAUAAAUAAAAAAGUUUGAAAUAUCAAAAUUUA